AUGACCAAUGCGCUAGAGAAAAGCACGCACAGCGCCGCGCGGAGCCGACCCGCCGAGGCGUCCGUCUGUUCUCGCCGGCUGGCGGCGGGGUCCCGGCUCGCGGCGCCGUCCGCGCUAGCCUUACCUGGCGCGCCAUCCCAGACUCAGCCUCAGUUCCUGGCUUCCGGCACGGCCGGGGGCACCCGCUCCCCGCCCACAGGCUGCGUCGCGACCCUCGGCGGCGGCGGCAGCGGCGGCGGCUGCGACCUAGGGCGGCGCAGGAGGAAACCGAGCCGGGCGCGCAGGCCGUUGAGGAGGGGCGGGCAUGGGGUGUCGCAUCCCAAGAGAGGGGGACCAGCCUCCGCGGCCCUCCGGGCGCAGGCGCGAACUACACUUCCCAGAAGGCGCCGCGGCGCCGGCCGGAGGCGGGGCGAGGUGAAGGCGGGGCGAGCCUGGUGGGCGCCCUCUCCCCGCUGGUUCAGCCGAGACCCCGAGAAGCUGCCAGCGGGGGCUUGGCGCCGGGAUCUGCCGGGUGCUCCCCCCAGCGGCCUGGUGGCACCUGGGAGGCGUCCCGAGCGGCGGCGAUUCCGCUGGCACCGAGGCCCCUCUGCGUGCCCGGCUCGCUCGGGGUCGGGGCGGAAGACAGCUGCUCCGAUUUCUCCGUGGACAAUGGCAGCUACAAUUCAGGCCAUGGAGAGGAAGAUCGAAUCGCAGGCUGCCCGCUUGCUUUCCCUAGAAGGUCGAACCGGGAUGGCCGAGAAGAAGCUGGCCGACUGCGAGAAGACGGCCGUGGAGCUGGGGAACCAGCUGGAGGGCAAGUGGGCGGUGCUGGGGACCCUGCUGCAGGAGUACGGGCUGCUGCAGAGGCGGCUGGAGAACGUGGAGAACCUGCUGAGGAACAGGAACUUCUGGAUCCUGCGGCUGCCCCCGGGCAGCAAGGGCGAGGCCCCCAAGGAGUGGGGGAACCUGUCCGAGUGGCAGAAGGAGCUGUACAAGCACGUGAUGCGGGGCAACUACGAGACGCUGGUCUCCCUGGACUAUGCCAUCUCCAAGCCCGAGGUCCUCUCCCAGAUUGAACAGGGGAAGGAGCCGUGCAGCUGGCGUCGCACUGGCCCCAAGGUUCCAGAUGUUCCUGUGGACCCGAGUCCAGGCUCAGGGCCCCCCGUUCCUGCCCCUGACCUCUUAAUGCAGAUCAAGCAAGAAGGUGAGCUCCAGCUCCAGGAGCAGCAGGCUCUAGGCGUGGAGGCGUGGGCAGCCGGACAGCCAGAUAUCGGGGAGGAGCCGUGGGGCCUCAGCCAGCUGGACUCUGGAGCAGGAGACGUCUCUACCGAUGCUGCCUCUGGCGUCCACUCCAACUUCUCAACCACUAUCCCGCCCACCUCCUGGCAGGCGGAUCUCCCCCCCCACCAUCCCUCCUCUGCAUGCUCAGACGGGACGCUGAAGCUCAGCACGGCCGCCUCCACGGAAGAUGUAAAGAUUGUGAUAAAAACCGAAGUCCAGGAAGAGGAGGUAGUGGCCACACCAGUGCAUCCUACUGACCUAGAAGCCCACGCGACCCUGUUCGGACCAGGCCAAGCCACAAGGUUCUUCCCUAGUCCUGUCCAGGAAGGAGCCUGGGAGAGCCAGGGCAGCUCCUUCCCCAGCCAGGACCCCGUGCUGGGGCUGAGAGAGCCCGCCCGGCCCGAGCGCGAGCUGGGUGAGCCCAGCCCCGCGGUGACCCAGGACGAGACCCCUCCAGGGGACUGGCUCUUCGGGGGGGUCCGGUGGGGCUGGAAUUUCAGGUGUAAGCCUCCCGCGGGCCUGAACCCGAGGACCGGGCCUGAGGGUCUGGCCUACUCCUCGCCCGACAACGGAGAGGCCGUGCUGGACCCCGGCCAGGUCCCGAGACCCUUCAGCGACCCCUGCAAGUACCCCGGCCGGACCAAAGGCUUCGGCCACAAGCCGGGCCUGAAGAAACACCCGGCGGCCCCCCCGGGGGGGCGGCCGUUCACGUGCGCCGCGUGCGGGAAGAGCUUCCAGCUGCAGGUCAGCCUGAGCGCGCACCAGCGCAGCUGCGGGGGGCUGCCCGACGGGGCGCCGGGGGCGGCGGGCGGCGCGCGGGACGGCAGCGGCCUUCGGUGCGGUGAGUGUGGCCGCUGCUUCACGCGGCCGGCGCACCUCAUCCGGCACCGCAUGCUGCACACGGGCGAGCGGCCCUUCCCCUGCACCGAGUGCGAGAAGCGCUUCACCGAGCGCUCCAAGCUCAUCGACCACUACCGCACGCACACGGGCGUGCGGCCCUUCACCUGCACCGUGUGCGGCAAGAGCUUCAUCCGCAAGGACCACCUCCGCAAGCACCAGCGCAACCACGCGGCGGGCGCCAAGCCGGCCCGGGGCCAGCCCCUGCCGCCGCUGCCUGCCGUGCCCCCCGACCCCUUCAAGAGCCCCGCCUCCAAAGGACCCUUGGCCUCCACGGACCUCGUGACCGACUGGACUUGUGGCCUGAGUGUCCUGGGACCCACCGACGGCGGGGACCUGUGA
Molecule: messenger RNA, 2499 nt
Organism: Lipotes vexillifer (Yangtze River dolphin)
Lineage: Eukaryota; Metazoa; Chordata; Mammalia; Artiodactyla; Lipotidae
Gene: ZNF746
Product: zinc finger protein 746
Exons: 9
Coding region: 1-2499 (832 amino acids)
Biological process (GO): regulation of transcription by RNA polymerase II
Cellular component (GO): nucleus
Molecular function (GO): RNA polymerase II transcription regulatory region sequence-specific DNA binding; DNA-binding transcription factor activity, RNA polymerase II-specific
Source: RefSeq, a predicted model, not a curated record